GACUGGAGAGCUUUCCAGAGAGAAACAGAAGAAGGGGAGAGGCUGUCUGCUCUGGAAGAUAACUUAAGAAUCGUAGACACAAAUGAAAUGGCAAUGAGAGAAGAGCAGGGUGACACAUUUUCGGGGCUCCGAGGGGUCAGAAUAUCAACUCACACCCCCGUGGAAGGUACCGGGGCAGGACGCCCCAGGCCCAAAAACUCACUGGAAUCUCACAGGGGAAGCUGGACAGUUGGGGAUCUCUGAAGAGCCUCUGUGUGUGAAGGCCCCAGGGAAAGACUUGGGCCAACCGCAGCACAGUCUACACUUCUGGGGUCUCUGCUCCCUGCACAGCGAGUCCAUCGUGGCCACUCUCCCGGUGCCCCUGGGCAGCCAUUCACUAGAACCUCACCUUGUGUUGUUUAACGGGGUCUGUAAGGCUGGCCCAGCCCCAGUACUGGACCACGGAUCUCCAGCCCUUCCCCAGCCCCUCCCAGUGCCCCCACCUUUGUACAUCCUCAGCCACAGACUGUCCCUUUCUCUCCUGUCCAUCCUCGGGCUCCUAUGCAACCUCCACACUCUCCCAUACAAUCAUCUGUGCCCCAUGGAAGUCCUCUCCAAACACUGCAGACCAGGACUGUCUCUGAAGUCUUAAGCGGAAGUGGACAUCCUCAAUACCAUUUGUUGCAGAAUCAUCCAGCUAGCUUAUGACGCGUGGUCCCUGAAUGUCAGUAUGAACAUGUCUUUGGUCUUCUAGUUCCCAGCUUUCCCUCGGUCAGCCAGCCUUCACAGGCCUAUGUCUCCAUCCCCAGGACUGGCCAUUUUCAUUUCAACAGUGAACCUCAGAACAACCUGGAGCCCUAUGGACCACACAGCCCCAUCCCAUCAUGGCGCUAUCAGCCCUGCAUUAGGACAGGUGUCCCGGAAGUGGUGAACCCUCAGUCGAAGCCAACAGGAACAUCUCCCCGUGGCUGCAGAUGUGCUAAACCUCAACGCUCCGUACACUGGAGCCAGAACUGCAGUGACAUCAGGACUGGAGAACCGAGCCAGUCAGAGAGUUUCUGUGAGCAGGCUUCAAUGCAGCCUCAGCUGAGAAAAAAUGUAGCCAAGAAUCUCAGCCAAAUUUUAGGAAGGUGCCUCCUAGACAACCCACAAGUGAUCUCGGAGUGUUAUGUCCUGAACAAUCUCAGCGCUGUACCCAAGAAAGAGCAGAAUUGUGCGUGCCACUCCAGGACUGGCUUGGAAUGCCAGCAGUUCAUCAUAAGGAAGAGCUUGGACCAUAGGCAAACGAGAAGCAUUCUUAGGUCACACAUGAACAUAAAGCUCCGGCAGAUCACAAUGGGUCGGAUCCCACUCCAGGUGUGCUGUUCAUGGCUGGCUGAAGAUUUGCCUCCCUGGAAUGCACUGAGAAAUGUUUCCUGCAAUACUACGAUUCCCAGCAUACCUUUUCUCAACCACAAGAUACAGAAGGUACUAGAAACCCAUCUUAUCAGGUUCCGAAUGAGUCAGAAGUGGGACCUCCCCCUCAAAGUCAUCGAAUCCAUAAAAUGCUAUAUGUUGAGAGAAGCUAAAACAUGGCCCCUUCCUCAGUCUGAUUGCCCCUCCCAUUCCAACAGUACUUCUGAGCUGGAUUUGAAAAAUACCUCCCCCCCUCCCCUCAGAGGAAGCUCUAACCUUUUCCAUGAAGACAAGACAGAAAGAGCCUCAGCAAACUCAGCCUCCAUCAUAGACCAACUUCCCCUCUCCAUCCCACAUGUGGACGGCGAGGGAGGGGAGCCCCUCAGACAAUCACACUCCAGCCCUGCUUAUGAGGUUACAGAGACGGUCCAGACAGCCGAGGGAGACAGACCCAGCAAUGUGGACAGCACAAGUCAGGACGAUGCUGAACCACACAGUAGACCUAGACAGGAGCCGCCCGUGAAGGACCAAGUGGCUGAGUCUGAAUCGAAGAAUGAAAUGGCAAGCUCGUCUUCUCACCCAGAAAUCCCCAAAGGCGACCAGAAGGUGGAGAGAAACCCAAUGUACAAGAUAAUACGGAGUAUGCUCAAUGAGAUCCUCAGGGCCCUGGAGGUGAGCACGCUCCUGUUGGGGUCUGCUUCUAGUGGCAAGCUCCACAGAGGGGGAUGA
Messenger RNA from Chionomys nivalis (European snow vole), 2103 nucleotides. RefSeq names its product putative spermatogenesis-associated protein 31C1. Lineage: Eukaryota; Metazoa; Chordata; Mammalia; Rodentia; Cricetidae. The record is from RefSeq and is a predicted model, not a curated record. The transcript is spliced from 2 exons. Bases 1054 to 2103 code for a protein of 349 amino acids.